UAACAUGGCGCUUGCCCGACAGACAAAGACAGUCAGGCUGGUGUGAUUGAGCCAAAAAAAAAAAAAAAAAAAAAAAAAGCAGGGGGGAGGGGGGAAUUUCUCUUGGGGGGGGGUCGGGGAGGGGGCAUUGGAAGCUGCGGGAUUUUCACCCCCCCCACUGCUCCCCUCCCUUUGCACCCCCUUUAUUUUCCCCCCUCACACUGGGACUGGGGAUCCCCCCCACCGGUGCUGUUAAAUGGUGAGGUGGAGAAGUGACCAGGAUCCAGAGGAAAGUGAAAAGGAAGGAGUUGUGUGUUUUCCCUGUAUUAUUAACAGAAUGGUAAAUAACACUGAAGACCCCUGCGAGGCUUUCUGACUUGCCCUCCUCAUGUAAAGUAUGCUCAGAACCUUUCCAGUAGUUCUGCUGGAAACCAUGUCUCACUACACAGAUGAACCCAGAUUUACUAUAGAGCAGAUAGACCUGCUUCAACGCCUGAGACGUACUGGAAUGACCAGACACGAAAUCCUCCACGCCUUGGAAACCUUGGACCGUCUCGAUCAAGAGCAUAGUGACAAGUUUGGAAGAAGGUCUAGUUAUGGAGGUGGUUCCUAUGGCAACAGUACCAACAAUAUCCCAGCAUCUUCCUCUACAGCCACAGCUUCUACACAGACCCAGCAUUCUGGGAUGUCCCCAUCGCCUAGCAACAGUUACGACACCUCCCCACAGCCUUGCACUACUAAUCAGAACGGGAGGGAGAGUAACGAGAGGUUGUCGGCUUUCAAUGGGAAGAUGUCGCCCACACGCUAUCCACUUGCAAACAGCUUGGCUCAGAGAUCGUACAGUUUUGAAGCCUCUGAAGAGGACUUGGACGUAGAUGACAAAGUGGAAGAAUUGAUGAGGAGGGACAGCAGCGUGAUAAAGGAGGAAAUCAAAGCCUUUCUUGCCAAUCGGAGGAUUUCUCAAGCAGUUGUUGCACAGGUAACAGGUAUCAGCCAGAGUCGGAUCUCUCACUGGCUGUUGCAGCAGGGGUCAGACCUGAGUGAACAAAAGAAAAGGGCAUUUUACAGAUGGUACCAGCUUGAGAAGACAAACCCUGGGGCUACGUUAAGUAUGAGACCUGCUCCAAUCCCAGUAGAAGAGCCAGAAUGGAGACAGACGCCUCCCCCAGUCACAGCUACCUCUGGGACCUUCAGACUACGGCGAGGCAGUCGGUUCACAUGGAGAAAGGAGUGCCUGGCAGUUAUGGAAAGUUACUUCAAUGAGAAUCAAUAUCCUGAUGAGGCAAAGAGAGAAGAAAUUGCAAAUGCCUGUAAUGCAGUUAUACAAAAGCCAGGCAAAAAGUUGUCCGAUUUGGAACGAGUUACCUCCCUUAAAGUGUACAACUGGUUUGCCAACAGAAGAAAGGAAAUCAAGAGAAGGGCCAAUAUCGCAGCAAUCCUGGAGAGCCAUGGCAUAGAUGUACAGAGUCCAGGAGGCCAUUCCAAUAGCGAUGAUGUCGAUGGAAAUGACUAUUCAGAGCAGGACACUUGGCAAGUACGCAAUGGGGAGGAGGAGGGAAGAUGUUCAGAGGGAGGCAGAGAAGCAGAGAAGGUAGAAGAAGACAGGAGGAUCUGCUCCAAACAAGAUGACAGCACUAGCCAUAGUGACCACCAAGAUCCCAUUUCAUUAGCCGUGGAAAUGGCAGCAGUAAACCACACCAUCUUGGCAUUGGCCCGGCAAGGAACCAACGAAAUCAAGACAGAGGCCCUAGACGACGACUGAUACAAAGAAGGGGGAGGGUCAAAACAAGAAGUAACUUAGUUUUAGACGUAGCACCUUAGCAGACUUUCCUCGGUCCUUAAUAUGUGUUCUUCUUACAGUAUAACUUUGCAGUUUCUUGUACGUCAGUUAGCUGUUAGGGUCUUGUUCUGUGAAGAUGGCAUGGUGCCCUCAGCCUUUGCAUAUACUCUCUCAGUAUUAAUUCCCAGUAAAUAAUCAGUCAACCAACCAACCUCCCUAUCCCAGCCCCAGUGGCUCAAAAAUCUUGCUGCUUUGUCUUAGCAUUCCAAGAAAGUGCUUCCAGGUAUUUUAGAGAGCCCUCAGUUCCAAGUCUUAGGCUACAUGUCAAAUCUUGGAUAUCCUUAGACAGCAUGUAAAACUAGUCUGUACGCUUUUCCUUCUCCAAGACUGAAAGGAUGGAAGCUGAGGUAGAGGCAUAGGGUCGAUGGACACCAUAUUGGGAGUAUCAACAGAGAGUAAAAAGAACACUAGAAACCCCACUUCAGCAUGGGAAUAAGUGAUUUCCAGCUGCAAUAAGCCGUGCCUCACUGGUCACACAGUGACUUGAUAUACUUCUUUUGGGUACUGCGCUGAGAAUGUCCACGGGAAACAUAUUCACACAUUUCGGUUGAUGCUCACAUAUUCAACACAGACAUCCUCUACUCUCCCGAGCUGCAUGGCUUAGUGGAUAAAAUACUGCCUUCUGCUUCUGGGACCAUGAUAGAAGCCCAGCCUGGGAUCACAUGAAAAAUGAGCUGAAUGUCUAAUGGACGGCAGUCCACUUCUCAAAACCACUAUUCAUUAUUUGGCACAUCUAGCAGUGCCUGCUCCGAAGAGGUCUAGACUCUAUCGAUCUGUCAUAGAAGUUGCGUUACCUUUUGUUCUUUCUCUCACCUUUCCCCCUCCAGCCCCUCUCAAAAGCAAUGUUUUCAAAAAAAGGGAUUAAGAUAAUAAAUGGGUGAGUUUGUACAAAUCUGUGUAACUAUUGCCUGCAAUCCCAACAGGCCUGAAAGGUUAUUGGAGGACUUUGGUAUCUAGUUUCUGCUAGUUAUCAACGUGGCAUAAAUAUUCACCCAAAUAUGAACACUUCUUAAAAGGCAGGAAGAUCUCCUCCUUGAGAUAUAGGGUGUAAUGCUUUUGUGUUCUCUUUACUCUGUCCUUGUUAAGGUGUGAGAAAGCUAUACUGCUACAGACAAUUUAAUUAAUAAUGGGAAGCCAUAUUGAUAAUGGAUGUGGUAAUAUUUGUAAAGCAAACCUACUUUAAGUAGCAGAAACUGACGGAAUUGUUUUUCCUUGAUCAUAUGUAGCACUUUUGUUACUUUUUUCUUAAAGAUAUUUAUAUUUGAUAAAUCUUUUUUUUAUCAUUUGAGAAUUCAAAAUACCAAACGACAAACUUGCGUUACAGAGUCACCCUGUGAUCACCUUGUCAUCUAGUAUCUAAAUGAUGAACUGUGUAUGCAUCUAAGAAAAUUACAUCUGCUGGCAUUGUGUGAAAGUGAUCUCAUGGCAUCCUGAUAAAAGUGAUAUGUCGCUGCCGUUAAGAGGAAACUGUUCCCUGGAAGUAGCAUGGGAUGCGUUAGAGACGGUCUAGGCUGCAUUAUAUCUUUGAAAAAAUGAAUACAUUUACAUAGCAUUGCCAUGGCAUUCCAUUUUAUCCUCCCUGCUGUAUGGAAAUAGUUUAAGAGGGAAGAUGGCUUUGUUUUGAAGCAUGGCUUUCCUUUGUCUUUUGUUCAUUUUUAAAGGUGAAGGGAAGUUACUAUGACUUGUUUAGUUUUUAUUCCUUUCCAUCUCCUCGUCAUCCCUCAGCUUUGCAAGAUGGUUGCAACUUGAAACCCUCAGAUAUAAUUGCAAGCACUUAGAAAGAAAAAAAGA
Dermochelys coriacea (leatherback sea turtle) is the source of this 3610-nucleotide messenger RNA. It is a transcript of the gene HMBOX1, whose product is annotated as homeobox containing 1. Gene Ontology annotation, molecular function: double-stranded telomeric DNA binding. The coding region runs from base 377 to 1741 and encodes 454 amino acids. Gene Ontology annotation, cellular component: nucleus. The record is from RefSeq and is a predicted model, not a curated record. NCBI's taxonomy places the organism in Eukaryota, Metazoa, Chordata, Testudines, Dermochelyidae. Gene Ontology annotation, biological process: positive regulation of DNA-templated transcription. The transcript is spliced from 12 exons.